Molecule: messenger RNA, 180 nt
Organism: Heterobasidion irregulare TC 32-1
Lineage: Eukaryota; Fungi; Basidiomycota; Agaricomycetes; Russulales; Bondarzewiaceae
Exons: 1
Coding region: 1-180 (59 amino acids)
Source: RefSeq, a predicted model, not a curated record
AUGAGGGCAUCGAGUCCAGGCCCAUUCAUGGCGACGUGUUCGCGGAGGAACCGCAUACGACUCCGCUCGAAUCAGACAAUCAAACAGCGAAAAAAUCGGUCUCAUAAAUUGAUUUGGCCCUGCCUGGCUCUCAAGCUUGACGCUGUGCCAAGGUGCUCGCCGGUACUUUGUCGCGAUUAA